CCAUCUGCCAUACAUACACACGCACCCAACUGCCGUCACUGUAAGCGCUUUCCAAUCUCUCUCUGUUCACAAUUUAAAAUUUUCAAUUUCUUCUCGUUCUUCUUCUUCGUCUCCUUCUUCUUCUUCUUUCUUAGCUCUGAAAAAUUACAUACAUUAUUUAUAGAUAGAGACACAAAACAACCACCACCGGUGAUUGAUGUUCUCUUCUCUCUGCAUAUUGUGAUUCUCAUGAUCAAUGCGAUUUCUGAUUGAGAUAGUUGUGGUAGAUUUGUGAAUUUUUUGUUUUUAUCUACCUCUCUCUAUAUCUCUCUCUCUCUAGAGCGAGAACGAGUGACAUUCUCUCUCUCUAGAGAGCUAUGGGAGCUUGCGUGUCGUCGCCCGAAGGUUGCGUAAGGGUUCGAUUAAGUUCGUCGAAGAAGAAGUGGUGUCGGAAGAGAAAAAAAUCAAUUCAGCCAAGAGUUUCGUCUCGCUUCUCUCAUGGAUCGCCUGGCCGGGUCGAUAAGCCCUCUCCUCUUGAUCGCUCCUACCACAAUCCCACUUUUCAUGUUGCAGGGAGUAAUGAGGAGGCAUGGUUUGAUUCUGUUAUGGUACUUGAGUCUGACUGUGAUGAGGAUUUCCAGAGUGUGCAGGAUGAUGUUCUAUCUCUGAGUGGUCUUGAAGCUGCAUCAGUAUCAAGUAUUGAUUCUCUUAGAGAAGCUAAUCAUGGAGACUCUACUGUCAAUGCCUCUUCUGCUGAUCAGCUUCAGAGGCCAGGGGACUCGUCAACAGGAAAUUCUGCACACAACUCUGUCAAAGAAGUUGCUAAAAAUUCAACACAUUCGGAUGAUGUUAAUGGCAAACCAAAAUCUGUAGAACCUCUAAAUGAAGAAAGGCAACCUGUGUUCCGGGAUGAGGUGUCCUCAACGGAUGAAGGUGCUGGCAGGGAGGGACUGUUGGAUAAUUGUGGAAUUCUUCCAAACAACUGUCUUCCUUGUCUUGCUUCUACUGUUCCAUCAAUUGACAAGAGAAGGUCAUUGACCUGUAGUCCACCAAGUGCAAAGAAAAAGGGUACCUUAAAACUUUCCUUCAAAUGGAGGGAAGGACAUCCUAGUGCUGCUUUACUUUCUUCGAAGAUGCUUCUGCAAAGACCGAUAGCUGGUUCUCAAGUACCAUUUUGCCCAGUAGACAAGAAGAUGUUUGAUUCUUGGUCACAUAUUGAACCAAAUACAUUCAAAGUUCGGGGCGAGAACUAUUUUAGGGAUAAAAAGAAGGAUUUUGCUCCUAAUUAUGCCGCAUAUUAUCCAUUUGGAGUUGAUGUAUUCUUGUCUCCCCAGAAAAUUGAUCAUAUCGCUCGGUUUGUGGAACUUCCUGUUAUUAAUUCUUCUGGAAUACUUCCACCCAUCCUUGUUAUAAAUGCUCAGAUUCCACUUUAUUCUCCUUCUCUUUUCCAGAGUGAAACUGAUGGGGAAGGGAUUAGUAUCGUUUUGUACUUUAAGCUUUCGGAAAGUUACUCUAAGGAACUUUCAUCCAAUUUUCAAGAACACAUCAGAAGGAUAAUUGAUGAUGAAGUAGAAAAAGUCAAAGGUUUUCCUGUAGAUGCAAUUGUACCCUUCCGGGAAAGGUUGAAAAUAUUGGGUCGUGUAGUAAAUGUGGAAGACCUUCAUUUAAGUGCAGCGGAGAGGAAGCUUAUGCACGCUUAUAAUGAAAAACCUGUUCUUUCACGUCCUCAACAUGAAUUCUUCUUGGGAGAAAAUUAUUUAGAGAUUGAUUUGGAUAUGCAUAGAUUCAGUUACAUCUCUAGGAAAGGGUUCGAAGCGUUCCUAGAUAGACUAAAGCUCUGCAUCUUGGAUUUUGGCCUCACAAUUCAGGGGAACAAAGCUGAAGAGUUGCCGGAGCAGAUCCUAUGUUGUGUACGGUUAAAUGGAAUUGAUUAUGUGAAUUAUCAGCAACUGGGAUUGAGUUAGUGUCCCUUUGAAUAAAGUCAACGAACACUAUCAAAAAAAAAAAAAAAGCUGCAAUUGUGCAUGCAUCAGCUUCAACUAACUUGGACGGUCAAUAUUUGUUUAGGUAAGGGGAGAUUUAUGUAUAGAUUCUUAUAAGUAGAUUUAUUAUUUAAUAGGUUAAAGAAUUAAUGACAUUUUUAAUCAAACACUAUUGUGGAGGGUGAUUUUGGGAUACCCUUUUACUCCAAAUAAGUCAUUGGAAGAUCCUUAUUCUGUUAUCUGAAAUAGAAAAAUACUCCGGUCAAGGGUGUCGGAAUUAGUAUUC
Camellia sinensis is the source of this 2247-nucleotide messenger RNA. NCBI's taxonomy places the organism in Eukaryota, Viridiplantae, Streptophyta, Magnoliopsida, Ericales, Theaceae. The record is from RefSeq and is a predicted model, not a curated record.